This is a messenger RNA of Acaromyces ingoldii, 1773 nucleotides long. Its product is annotated as histidinol dehydrogenase. Gene Ontology annotation, cellular component: cytoplasm. Gene Ontology annotation, molecular function: NAD binding; histidinol dehydrogenase activity; metal ion binding. The record is from RefSeq and is a predicted model, not a curated record. Lineage: Eukaryota; Fungi; Basidiomycota; Exobasidiomycetes; Exobasidiales; Cryptobasidiaceae. The transcript has a single exon. The coding region runs from base 419 to 1732 and encodes 437 amino acids. Gene Ontology annotation, biological process: L-histidine biosynthetic process.
GAUCGAUUGUCCAUUCUACAAGAGCGUAAUUUAUCCAUUCUCUGAACGCGAUUUGCAGCCCCUCUUGACGUCGUGGCGUGACUCCACUCCCUGUCCCCUAUGCUCGAUCAAAUCCAAGCGUCGUCGAGGCUCUACUUUUCGUCGCGUGGUCAGGGGGCCAUCUGUCAGACGUGCGCAAGACGGCGCGGCAGGGCCUGGGCUCGCCUCGUCGCACACGGUAAAACAAGCGCGCAGAGCGCGGACAUUGGGCGCGGGCCACUGUGGGGGGAUAGGUUCCGGCUCCACACCCACUCUCGAAGCUCUCCCCACACCUUUGUGCCUCUCCGCCAUCCUCAUAAAACGGGCCUUGUUGAGGCCGUCGUCAGUCCCCAUCCAAGACGAGCCAGACGAGCAGAAAAAAACAAGAAAAAAGCCCAAGAUGGUGAAGAGGUAUCUCAAGAAGCAAAUCGACGUCGAUGCCGGCCUAGAGGUGGGCUCCUCCUCGCCGCAGGUCGUCGCCGUCGUCAGCAGCGUGAUCCAAGACAUUCGCACCAACCAGGACGCGGCGGUGCGCAAGUACUCGGAAAAGUUUGACAAAUGGUCGCCGGCGUCGUUCAAGCUGUCCGAGGCCGAGAUCAACGCUGCGAUCGCGGCGUGUCCAGCACAGACGAUCCGCGACAUUGAGCAGGUGCAGCGCAACGUGGCCAAGUUUGCCAAGUGCCAGCGCGCGUCCCUGACAGACUUUGAGAUCGAGACGGAGCCCGGGGUGCUGCUGGGGCAAAAGAACGUGCCGAUCAACUCCGUCGGCUGCUACAUCCCCGGUGGCCGCUACCCGCUGCUGGCGUCGGCGCACAUGACCAUCCUCACGGCCAAGAUUGCCGGUGUGCCCAACGUCAUUGGCUGCACGCCGCCCAUCGAGGGCAAGAUUCCCAACGCCACCGUCGCAGCGAUGCACAUGGCAGGCGCCGACCAGAUCUUUGUGCUGGGCGGCGUGCAGGCCGUCGCGGCCAUGGCCGUGGGCACCGAGACAAUCGACAAGGUCGACUUCCUCGCAGGACCCGGCAACGCCUUUGUGGCCGAGGCCAAGCGGCAGCUCUACGGCCAGGUGGGCAUCGACCUGUUUGCCGGCCCCACCGAGGUGCUCAUCGUGGCCGACGACAGCGCGCGGCCGCUGACGGUCGCCACCGACCUCAUCUCGCAGGCCGAGCACGGGCCCGACACGCCUGCCGUUCUCAUCACGACUUCCGAACGCGUCGCCAAGGAGUCGAUGGCCAAGGUCGAGGAGCUCCUCGCCGGCGGCCUGUCGACGGCUGCCGUCGCCAGCGUCGCGUGGAGGGACUGGGGCACCGUCGUUGUCGUCGAUGACCUCGACGAGGCCUACACCCUGGCCGACGAGUAUGCGUCCGAGCACGUGCAGAUCCUCACCAAGCGGCCGCGCGAGGCGCUGGACAAGAUGCGCAACUACGGCGCCCUCUUCCUCGGCGAGCGCACCUGCGUGUCGUACGGCGACAAGGUGAUUGGCACCAACCACGUGCUGCCGACGCGCAAGGCGUCGCGCUACACGGGCGGCCUCUGGGUCGGCAAGUACCUCCGGACCGUCACGUACCAGGAGGUGGUGCGGGACGAGGCCAGCGGCCAGCUGGGCAGGCUGUGUGGCCGGGCAGCACGCGCCGAGAACUUCGAGGGCCACGCCAGAUCGGGUGACCUGCGCGCCAACCUCUUCCUCAAGGACUCAUUUGACUGGAUCAAGUAAUAGAGACGCAGCUGUUUUGACUAAUGUUUCAUCUAUUGUGG